GCAUCUGCUGAAUUCACGUCUGCAGGAUGUGAGCUGUCGACAUUACCUGUUAAUCAUCGUAAAUCUGGCGAGUUGACACCGAAUCGCAAUAGUACAUAUCUUGAGAAGUUAUGCCUCCCGUCUGCAUUAGCCGAAAAGACCAGGAAAAUAUGGCCGGUGGUAAGCAAUCAUAUUUUGGUAGGUCACGUUAUUGAGGUGACCGACGCACCGUCGUUGACCGACUGUGUCAUCGCAUGUCUGCGUGCUGAGGAAGAAUUUGGAUUUGCUUGCAAAUCAGCUAUGUGGUAUCCAAAUGAUGAAGAUCAGAAUUGCUUAUUGAACUCCGAAAGUCGAGAUACCCAACCAGAUGUAUUCGUCGCGGAAGAUCCAGAUGUGGAGAUGAUUUAUUUAGACGUUCCACGUGACAAUUCUGACACUCUCGCCGACUCAAAGCCAACACGACUUCGAGUGAGUUUUUCUCUUCUCACCUGUCUAGAUGAUCCAUUGAAUCAUGCGAAAUCAUUGCAAUACACAAUGUGGUCGUCAUGUGCUAACAAUGCAACACAAAUGCGACAUCGUUACUUGAAAUGCAAAGAUCGUAAAGACGUGCGUAAAUGCCCGAAAGAAACAGUCAUGUGCAGGCAUCCAGUCAUUUUUUCAGCACCACAAGCGUUGGCAAACUCCGAAUGUAUUGCCGUUCGUGAUUCGCUAGGCAGGCGAAGAUGUCCACACGGUAUUCGUAUACUUGCAGAUGGUCGGAAUGCGUACUGCAAGAAUCCAAUCGAUUGUGAAUAG
Messenger RNA from Anisakis simplex (herring worm), 774 nucleotides. The record is from the annotation of a GenBank genome assembly. Lineage: Eukaryota; Metazoa; Nematoda; Chromadorea; Rhabditida; Anisakidae.